AUGAACGAUGCUAUCACGCCCGUGUCUUUAGAAGAAGGAGCUGUAUCAUUAGAACCGCUAGUGGAGAACUGUCACAAGCUGCUAGAAAUAUUCCAUUACUCGUGGGAGAUGAUGCCUUUGGUUCUGGUCAUCCUCAACUACGCGGGCAACGACCUCGAGGAGGCGUCGCGGAAAAUUGACGAAGGUAAGCCUUCUAAUUCUACAAGCGUUACUAUGGCAACGGCGAUGGUGCUUACAGAACUUAGUUCAGCCUAA
Leptosia nina is the source of this 255-nucleotide messenger RNA. NCBI's taxonomy places the organism in Eukaryota, Metazoa, Arthropoda, Insecta, Lepidoptera, Pieridae. The record is from the annotation of a GenBank genome assembly.